AUGAGGCUCGAUACUAAGGCCAUGCGGUAUCUGUCCGCCGAGGACUGGCGAACUCUCACUGCAGUUGAGACUGGCUCCCGAAACCAUGAGGUUGUCCCGACACCAUUGAUUGCCCAAAUAUCAGGCCUCCGAGGCGGGGUUCACAAAAACAUAUCUGCCUUGGCGAAGAUAGGAUUGAUCGCGCGGUUGAAGAACGCCAAAUAUGAUGGCUAUCGUCUUACAUAUGGAGGUCUGGAUUACUUGUCUCUGAAUACAUAUCGAAAGCGCAAAGACGUCUACAGCGUCGGAAAUCAAAUCGGGGUUGGAAAAGAGAGCGAUAUCUUCGUGGUGGCGGACGAGAAGGGAGUGCAAAGAGUCUUGAAAAUACACAGACUGGGUCGCAUAUCUUUUCGAACAGUCAAGGCAAAUCGGGAUUACCUGCGGCAUCGACCAGCCGGAUCUUGGAUGUACAUGUCGCGGCUAGCAGCGCUGAAAGAGUUUACAUUUAUGAAGGCACUAAGAGAGAAUGGAUUCCCCGUACCAGAACCUUUGGCGCAGUCGAGACACACCAUAGUUAUGUCUCUAAUAGAUGCAUUUCCCAUGCGUCAAGUCGCCUCCGUCCCAGAUCCAGCGGGCCUGUACGCAGAGCUCAUCUCCAUGAUUCUACGACUCGCACAAUAUGGACUCAUCCACGGGGACUUCAACGAAUUCAACAUAUUGAUCAAGGAGGAAUAUAAUUCAGAGGAUCCCAAGGAUCAACAACCCGAGAACGUUAUUCUGACCCCCAUUCUUAUCGAUUUUCCUCAAAUGGUUUCGGUUGACCAUGCGAACGCAGAGUACUAUUUCGACCGCGAUGUGAACUGCAUCAAGAGAUUCUUCCAGCGGCGUUUUCAGUUCACCAGUGAUGAAAAGGGACCAUCCUUUGCUGAAGCUAGAAAAUUGAUAGGGAAAGGUGGUAACCCAAGACUUGAUGUUGCUGUUGCAGCGUCAGGCUUUUCUAAAAAGAUGGCGAAAGAUCUCGAGUCAUAUAUGAAAGAGGUUGGAGUGGACGGGGACGGUGAUCCCGACGCGGCACGUGGAGAUGAAGAUGAAGACGAGGAUGAGGAAGAUGAUGAGGACGAGGAUGGAGAGGAUAAAGUGGAUGUUGAGGAGGAAGCUGAUGGAGAUGAUAUGCAAGCACAUAACCAGAUCUCAGCUGCUGAGAUUUCGCUGUCGACCCUUCAGAUCAAAGACCAAACUUGA
Messenger RNA from Venustampulla echinocandica, 1221 nucleotides. RefSeq names its product Serine protein kinase RIO2. Gene Ontology annotation, biological process: maturation of SSU-rRNA; protein phosphorylation. Gene Ontology annotation, cellular component: cytosol; nucleus; preribosome, small subunit precursor. The record is from RefSeq and is a predicted model, not a curated record. The transcript has a single exon. Bases 1 to 1221 code for a protein of 406 amino acids. Lineage: Eukaryota; Fungi; Ascomycota; Leotiomycetes; Helotiales; Pleuroascaceae. Gene Ontology annotation, molecular function: ATP binding; protein serine/threonine kinase activity.